GGUACUAUCAACUAUGGUGUCGCUUUUAAGUUUUACUUUUGGUUGCGUGAUUUCAUUUUUGAGUUUGACGUUUAAUCUGGUCAUUGAUUGACAAAAUGUGUUAUUCUCACAGUUAUUAUUCGUCGUAGCGUAGUGUAUUAAAACUAACCAAUGAACAAACCCUUUCAGCAUUACUCACUAUAAUAUUUUAUAUUAUCGAAACAAAAAAUAAUUACACAGUUGGCGUAUAUUAUAAAUAAAAUUCAAAGGAAACUGCUAUACAUACAGGUAGCAAUAUGUUAUCAGAUGAAUCAAGCAGUGAUUCAGAAACUGGCAGGUUCAAAUGUCAAUCAAAAACUCAAGGUAAAAAACCAAAUGAAAAUGAUACCAAAAGGGAAAGUUUAUUUGGUAGAUCUUCAGGAAGGAGUAGGAGACCUGAUGACAGGUUAAACAGAGACAUGGACAGAAAGAGAGAUGAAAGAGAGAGAUUUGAAAGGCACUCUAGGGAAAGACAUCGAUACUCUAGAUAUUCUCCUGCAAGAAGAAGACAUUCUGGAGAUAGGACUAGGAAUAGACGCAGUCCAGAUAGGUAUAGAGAUAGACAUGCCAUUGACCCUAUUGGGAUAUCUAGGCAACGAGAUAUUCGUAGCAGUAGUAGAGACAAAUAUAGACGCUCGAGAUCCAGAUCUUAUAAAUCUCCAGGAAAAGUACGAAUUAUAAAAGAUACGAUAAAAGGCAUAAUAACAGGGAAAGAAAAAAAUGUAGAUGAAGUUGAGAUAAAAUCCAAACUUGACAAAUCAUCAUCUCCAGAAAUUAUUACAAAAAAAUCAGCAGUACACAAACCUGCUACUUCAGAAACUCAAAAAAAAGCAAGUGAUAGUCCUAUUUUAAUCGAAGAAAAUGAUGGCAGUGAUGCAUCAGAUGUAGUACAACCUGGAUCUUAUUAUAAAAUGAUACCUGCAAUUGUAAAGGAAAAAUCUGAGGAAUCUAGUGAAAUUGACUCAUCUGAUGAUGAAAAGCUCAGAGCCAAAUUACUAAAUUUGGAAAAAGAAUUGCAGAAAACGAAAAAGAAGAAACAUAAAAAGAAACAUAAACGAAAAAGCUCAAAAGCUGAUAAGGAGAAACAAGAGUCUUCAGCAUCAGUAGAGGUAAGUAGUACUACUGACAUACAAGAAGUGAAAACUGAUGUUCCUUCUAAAAUCCCCGAAACUGAAGUAACUUCAACCCAAAAAAAUAAUCAAAAAGAGAGUAGUGAAGAAGGAGAAAUAUUAAGUGAUGACAUUUCCCAAUCAGAUAUUGAAAUUGAUCCUAAUGAUUUACGUCACAAAUUAAAACGAUCUAAAACAGAUACUCAAGACAAAAUACCGAAACUUGAUGUAUGUGGACCAGCUUUACCUCCACACCUAGAAAAACGUUUUCAAAAGAGCUUAUCCCCUGUAACUGAGGGUUCAUCUUUGCCUAAACAAAACAAGUCCCGAAAUAUAGGACCAUUAAUACCAGAAAAUAUGCGCGAAGUUUUAGCAGAAAAUAGUGAAGUGGUCAGAGAAAUAAUAAAAUAUGAGAGUUCUGAUGACGAUGGCAUUGGCCCGUUACCUGCUGGUGCGGAAGACAAGUGGUCUGAUGCUCAUCAGCGCCUCGAAGAGAGAGCUAUUGAAAUGAAAAUUAAAUCCCUUGAUGGUCAUUCAUUAGAAAAUUCAAAUAUCAAGUCUCGUGAGCAAUGGAUGUUAGAGCUGCCUGAAGGCAAAGCUAAAUAUUUAGGUUUGGAAGCUCGAUCCUUUAGAGCAAAAGCAGGACCUGAUAUGUCAGACAGGUCGAGUUGGACUGAUACUCCAGAAGAUAAAGCCCGAAAAGCUUUAGGUAUAGCUAAAGAAGAGGAUGCAAAUACAACACUUCAAAAAGAAGCACGUAUCCGGCAUAUUGAAAGUAGAGACGAGGAACAGGAGAAGGCUGUUAGAAAACAUAAAAAGAAACAUAAAAGGGAAGAGAGCCUGUUGGAAAUACAUCAAAAGAAAUUGAAGAAGAAGAAGAAGAAGGAAGAAAAAGACGAAGAAAAAAAGGAACGCCGCCCGUUCAGUCGAGACGUUGAUUUGGCUGUUAAUCGCUUCGAUGAGGCUCAAAAGAAAUCCAUAAUCAAAAAAGCACAAGCUUUAAAUUCGAGAUUUUCAAGCGGCGAAGCAAAAUUUUUGUAAAACUAAAACAAAUAGUUAUGAAUUCCAUAUGAUUUUAAUUUACUAGUUGUUAUAAAUGAGUUGAUCAUUAUUAUGAAGGUUGACUCGGCUGACUAGCCUAGACUGAACCACUGUUCAAUGAUAUGUAAUACGUAUUUGAUGUGGAGUACAUACGCCUUGACAAUGUUGUAGUACUAAGUUCUAGGUGACGUCAUCAUAGUCUCGUUUUUGUCUGUCAUCACAGUCAAGCUUCCAAAAACGAAGACCAACGCUCGGAAUAUAAGUAAAAGAUAUUCUUUGUAACGGUUCAUAGUGUAAAUAUGUUGACAAAAAUAGUAAUUACUAAACUUUUGUCCAUAUUUAAUUUAAUUGUGUUAGUGAUAGUAAGUAAUGUUAGGAGCAAAGAAAAGAGUUGAAGAGGAUAUAAGUUAGCACUGGGUUUUUAAUAAUUUUCGAUGGUAUUGUAAUUUAAUUGUUUGAAAAAAUAGCAGCAGUUCUUAAAAUUAUUUUUAUUUUAAUACCACUUUGCCGAACUUUAUUGUCAU
Molecule: messenger RNA, 2692 nt
Organism: Nymphalis io (European peacock)
Lineage: Eukaryota; Metazoa; Arthropoda; Insecta; Lepidoptera; Nymphalidae
Product: peptidyl-prolyl cis-trans isomerase G
Exons: 6
Coding region: 276-2168 (630 amino acids)
Source: RefSeq, a predicted model, not a curated record